Danaus chrysippus (African queen) is the source of this 1332-nucleotide messenger RNA. Lineage: Eukaryota; Metazoa; Arthropoda; Insecta; Lepidoptera; Nymphalidae. The record is from the annotation of a GenBank genome assembly.
AUGAGUUACGCACAAAAGAGUCCCAAGGAAAUAAAUGGAACUUAUCAGGUAAUAAGAUAUGAAACAGCGGCCAUGGAAGACGGCUGUGAAGACUGCGGGCUGCUAGCGGCUCUCAACGACACCGGACAUUACAAUGAAACGAGGAACGUCACAGUCAUCGAUAAGUUUUAUUUCUAUCAGAGUGCUCAAGUGGCUGUUCUAUGGGUGUUGUUGGUGGCGAUAGUGGCAGGAAAUGCCACGGUAGUGUUGGCGUUGUACUUAACGAAAUCACGUAAAAGUCGAAUGAACUUCUUCAUCAUGCAACUGGCUAUAGCAGAUUUAUGGGUGGGUCUGAUAAGUGUUCUACCAGAUUUAAUUCAGCGCAUUACGAUUUCAUGGUUGGCUGGAUCUGUGGUCUGUAAGCUGAUGAAGUAUUUACAGGGUGUAGUAACGUAUUCCUCUACAUACGUGCUGGUGGCUCUCAGCGUGGAUAGAUGCGAUGCCAUCACACAUCCUAUGAACUUCACUGGAAGCUGGCGAAGAGCACGGGCGCUUGUUGUCGGCGCAUGGUUUCUUAGUUUCCUCUUUUGCGCUCCGAUGUUAUUUUUAUUUGACGAAGCUGAUAUAGAAGGAACCCCUCAAUGCUGGUCUUCAAUUAAUGAGCUUCAGUGGCGUAUCUGGAUGACGAGCGUUUUUCUAUCCUUAUUCGUGGCACCGGCUGUGACCAUCUCUGCGUGUUAUGGAGUCAUCGUGAUAACUAUCAGACAGAAGAGUCAUAGAGUACUCGGGAAAAGAAAUGCUGCAAGGCAAUACAGCGACGAUCUUGACAGUCGACGCGCCAGCAGCCGCGGGAUAAUACCAAAGGCGAAAAUAAAAACUGUCAAGAUGACCUUCGUCAUUGUGUUCGUGUUCGUGCUGUGUUGGUCUCCAUACAUGAUAUUCGACCUACUACAAGUGUACGGCUACGUCCCGGACACCCAAGCCAACAUAGCCAUAGCCUCUCUCAUCCAAAGCCUCGCACCGCUGAAUUCGGCUGCUAACCCAGUUAUUUAUUUCAUAUUCUCCAAUAGAAUAUUUAUAAGUCUACGGAACAUUCCCCCAUACAAGUGGCUGUGGUGCUGGAUGAAGACCGGUGACACCACCACCGAGUCCAAGGCCCACACUGAGCUCCUCACCUCGUCACACAGAAAAACAAGACACGACCUCACCAUCCGAGUUAAGAAUGACAGCUUGAAGGAGCAGAAGCAGAGGCUUCAUCAGUGUAACAGUUCCCGGAAGGUUCGCCUCCACCUGCCAGGACAGGCCAUGAACAAUAACGUGACACAAGCACGACGUGCUGAUACCUUCUUAUAA